This is a messenger RNA of Nerophis lumbriciformis (worm pipefish), 1005 nucleotides long. NCBI's taxonomy places the organism in Eukaryota, Metazoa, Chordata, Actinopteri, Syngnathiformes, Syngnathidae. The record is from RefSeq and is a predicted model, not a curated record.
AUGAAGCUGGUGCUGCUUGCUGCUGCUUUACUGGCUGCGGCCAGCUGUGCGAGCAUCUCGCUGGAGGAUCUGGAGUUUCACGCAUGGAAGCUCAAAUUCGGGAAAUCCUACAGCUCUCCAUUGGAGGAAUCACAACGCAAGUCCAUCUGGCUGAAUAAUCGUCGCCUGGUCCUUGUGCACAACAUCAUGGCUGACCAGGGCAUGAAGUCCUACCGUCUAGGUAUGACCUUCUUUGCUGAUCUGGAAAACAAGGAGUACAGGCGGAUGGUUUCGCAAGGGUGUCUGCGUAACUUCAACACUUCCGUCCCUCGGGGCGGUUCCACGUUCUUGCCGCUGCCGUUGGGAGCUGACCUACCACACACUGUGGACUGGAGGCAGAAGGGAUACGUCACCGAUGUCAAGGAUCAGAAGCAGUGUGGCUCUUGCUGGGCCUUUAGCACAACAGGGUCUUUGGAGGGUCAGACCUUCAGAAAAACGGGCAAACUGGUGUCUCUAAGUGAGCAGCAGUUGGUUGACUGCUCUGGCGACUUUGGCAAUAUGGGCUGCAUGGGAGGCCUAAUGGAUGAUGCUUUCAGAUACAUCCAGAAAAACGGGGGUAUUGACACGGAGGAGUCCUAUCCUUACGAGGCUGAGGACGGAGAUUGUCGCUACAACCCGAACACAAUCGGUGCCACAUGCACAGGUUACGUUGACAUAAAAAAAGGAGACGAACGCGCCCUGUUGGAAGCCGUGGCUCGAGUUGGACCUGUGUCGGUUGCCAUUGACGCGUCACAAGAAUCUUUCCAGCUUUAUGAUUCAGGCGUGUACGAUGAGCCCGAUUGCAGUAGUUCUGUGUUGGACCACGGUGUGCUGGCAGUAGGUUACGGCACUGAUAAUGGACAGGACUACUGGCUGGUCAAGAACAGCUGGGGUCAAAAGUGGGGAGACAAAGGCUACAUCAUGAUGAGCAGGAACAAACGCAACCAGUGUGGAAUUGCUACUGCGGCCAGCUACCCAUUAGUGUGA